This is a messenger RNA of Thalassophryne amazonica, 1654 nucleotides long. It is a transcript of the gene cdk20, whose product is annotated as cyclin-dependent kinase 20. Gene Ontology annotation, biological process: protein phosphorylation. NCBI's taxonomy places the organism in Eukaryota, Metazoa, Chordata, Actinopteri, Batrachoidiformes, Batrachoididae. The record is from RefSeq and is a predicted model, not a curated record. The transcript is spliced from 9 exons. Gene Ontology annotation, cellular component: nucleus. The coding region runs from base 156 to 1268 and encodes 370 amino acids. Gene Ontology annotation, molecular function: ATP binding; cyclin-dependent protein serine/threonine kinase activity.
CGCGAGCCAGAAGAAGACUAAACAUGAUGGAGUGUUGCUGUCGGCAAAGACAAAAACCAAACUGCUGUGUUUAUGAACAUACCUGCAGAUCCGGUUCAUGACCUGAAAUUUCCCAGAACUCAUCAGUACCAGACAGCUGCGGGUUUUCUGAAGGUAUGGAGCGAUACGUCAUUCUGGGUCGGAUUGGAGAAGGAGCCCAUGGCAUCGUCUUCAAAGCUAAACAUGUGGAGAGUGGAGAGACAGUGGCUCUGAAGAAGGUCGCUCUGAGGAGACUGGAGGACGGAAUUCCCAACCAGGCUCUGAGGGAGAUCAAAGCCUUGCAGCAGAUCGAAGACAACCAGCAUGUUGUCAAACUGAAGGACGUCUUCCCUCACGGUACGGGGUUUGUUUUGGUUUUUGACUUCAUGCUGUCUGACCUCUCAGAGGUCAUCAGGAACUCCCAGCACCCUCUGACUCCAGCUCAGGUCAAAGGUUACAUGGUGAUGCUGCUGAAGGGCGUGGCCUUCCUGCAUCGCAACAAUAUCAUGCACCGGGACCUGAAGCCAGCGAACCUCCUCAUCAGCUCCUCGGGCCAUCUGAAAAUUGCAGACUUCGGCCUUGCCAGACUGUUCAGUGAGGAUGGUGAGAGGCUGUACAGCCACCAGGUGGCCACCAGGUGGUACAGAGCUCCAGAACUGCUCUAUGGAGCCAGAAAGUAUGAUCAGGGAGUCGACCUGUGGGCUGUGGGCUGUAUUUUUGGAGAGCUGUUAAACUCCUCCCCUCUGUUUCCCGGUGAGAAUGAUAUUGAACAGCUGUGCUGCGUACUCCGGGUGCUGGGAACGCCGACCCAGGACAUGUGGCCUGAGAUGGUGGAGUUGCCAGAUUACAAUAAAAUCAGCUUUAAGGAGAAUCCAGCAAUCCCACUGGAAGAGAUAGUCUCUGACACAUGUCCCCAGGCCAUCGAUCUGCUCUAUAAAUUCCUGGUUUAUCCGUCCAAACAGCGCUGCUCCACCAACAAGGUGCCUCAGGAAGUGAAAGGCUCUCAUCCAUCCAUACUUCUUCACUUCUCCACUUCCUGCUCACCACUCGGAGCUCCCCAUCCCUCAGAGGGGGGGCCGACUGUUCCGCCAGCGCCUGCAGGCCCCGCCUACAGAGUUCUCAGUAGAUCUGCCCCUGCAGCACAGUGUGGUGGACCCUGCGCUGCUUCGGGGACACGCCUCCUGCCACUGGACUGCUGCCAACCAAUGAGCUGCAAGUUUGAAAAGCACAUGUUGAAUAGUGGAUUCUAGGUCACGUGACAUUCAUUAUUUAUCUCAUUGCAUGGAGUGCAUGCAUUUUUCUCUCAUUUGCACAUUUCCAUGACGCUGCAACACACUUGACACGUAAAUGCUUCAAGAAUGUGCGGAUCCCUUAGCUUCUUGUAAGAGCCAUUCCGGAAUACGAGGAAGCUAAAUCCAGCCGCCGCUGUGUUUGCAGGGACAUUUUUCUUAUGAAACACUGUCAGAUGAAGAAACUUGUGAUUUUUCUCUGGAUUAAAGAAAGCAGACGUGUUUCUCUCUUUCAACUUGUGCACAUAUGACUACACAUAUUCUUUCCUUUAAACUCAUAAAGAUUCGUUAAUACCUCAGUGCAGCUCUGAGAGCAAAGACUAACAAAAUACACAUUAUAAAUAAUA